AUGUUUACAUCCUUGGCGCUUCCGCUCUCAGGCUGACUAAAGCUAACAGAAACAAGCUAGCAGUUAGCCAGGUGGAUGUUUUCCCGCUCAGGUUUGACUGUGGCGCGUGGUUCUUUUAGAUUAACUGAGUCGCUCAGUGCUGUAACGUUUAACCGUGUGUGUGACGUCAUCACCCCGGUGUUCAGCCGCCGGUUAACCGUUCUUCUCUCCCGGUACAGACUGCCUCCUGUGACCGGUGUAACGUUCAGGAGUUUCUCCGGAAACAGAAAAAUGCCCAAAAAAGUCAAAGCGGUGAAAGCUCAGCCGGCUGCUGUUGGAGCGUCUCCCACAGAAGCUUCCUGUCCCGUGUCUCGAGACAAAAGUGGAGCCGUCACCAUCACGGUGCACGCCAAGCCCGGCUCCAAACACAGCAGCAUCAUAGACGUUUCAGCAGAGGCAGUGGGCAUCGCCAUCGCAGCUCCUCCUACAGACGGAGAGGCGAACACCGAGCUCAUCCGAUACCUGGCUGAAGUCCUGGAGCUGAAGAAGAGUCACAUCUCUCUUGACAAGGGCUCCAGGUCCAGAGACAAACUCAUCAAAGUGGACUCCUCUCUCAGUGAGGAGGAGGUGCUGAGGAGGCUCAGACAGGCUGCAGGCUGACAGGAGGGACGGUGGAGGAGGAUGGAAGGACAGAGACCAGUGAGGCUGCUGGGACUCCAAAAGAAAGACCAGAACAGACCGAUGAGCAGGAGUGGUUUCCAUCUCUGGACCUGCUGCAGCUUCAGGACAGAAACGUCCGUCUGCAGACGGGAUGGGAUGUUUAUAUGUUGGAUCUCUGGAGGAGGAUUGUUACCAAACCUGAAUUAGAAACAUUGAUGUGAUUCUAGUAAAAAUCAAACCGUAUAAAUACCUGUAACGCUACCAUGGCAACAAAAACAGAAGUCUAAGGCACCGAUAUCAGGAUGUUUCUGUUGAAGAAAAAUGACUUCACUCUGAUGACCUUAUUGUGCAGUUUGGACAGUGAGCAGGUGCUUCUUUCCUUUCCUUCACACCUGUCUUAGGAAAUAGUUGUAGUUAUUUGAAGUUCUUUUUGAUUCUAUCGAUCAUUUGCAUAACAGAUUCUAUCAAUUUAAAGGUCGCAAACUAUCUGAAAUCCACGUUUCCAUGUUCCUCUAACACUAAUAUGUGUCUCUAGUCUGUCUACAGACCCCCCAAUGAUGAGAAAAGUCCAUCCUCUCCGUCUUUUGCCUGCUCCACUUUUCAGAAAAUGUGUGCUCAAACAGGCCGUUUGGAGAGUUUCCCUUCAUGACAUCACAAAGGGCAGUAACCCCUCCCCCAGGUGGGUGACACUCCCACAGCUAGGUGUUUGUUCUGCCCUCUGAGUCUGCCUUCGCACCGUAAACAAUAGGGCAUGGAGCGAGAAAGCCCGAGACACCCAAGCCCUUCCAGAGAGGGGGUGUGGUCAGACACAGCUCAUUUACAUUUAAAGGUACAGACACAGAAACAGCCUGUUCUGAGCAGGGCUGAAAUAGAGGGGUUUAUAGACAUGAUCAAAUACAGGAUCAGAGUGGAUUUAGAACAAGAAACUUCACACACAUGUUUUAAGGAGCUCUGAGACUUAAGAGGAGGAGAAUAUGUGACCUUAAAACAACAGAGAGAGUUUAUUUAUAGCACAUUUCAUAAGGAAGGCGAUUUAAAUAAUAAAUAAAAAUGAAAUGGAAAUAUAAAAAAAGAAAAAUCGUGUUUUUAAAUAAAAAAGUAUGAUUGAAUCUGUGUGAUUUUAUUUGUAUCACUUUUUUAUAAAAAUUAAAUAACUUUUUUUUU
Molecule: messenger RNA, 1803 nt
Organism: Labrus mixtus (cuckoo wrasse)
Lineage: Eukaryota; Metazoa; Chordata; Actinopteri; Labriformes; Labridae
Gene: c4h15orf40
Product: chromosome 4 C15orf40 homolog
Exons: 4
Coding region: 76-639 (187 amino acids)
Cellular component (GO): cytoplasm
Source: RefSeq, a predicted model, not a curated record